GAUCUUUCUCUUUAUCCAGCUGUUCAUAAUUUUGGAAAAUCUUUGAAAAUUUUGAUUUAUUAAUUAUUUCUAAGAGUAAAAAUAUUCUAGAUAGAUUAUUUCGAAUAUACAAAAAACAAUAUUCCAUAUUCAAAUCGAUUUCGAAUAUGUAUCCUACCUAUUAUAGAAAAAUUUUCAAAUGGCAACCCUGAUACAAUAUGGCAUUUCCUUUAGUUCACUAAUCGUGGCCGUGUACUUUUGCAUGUGAAAGCAUUUACAAUUUCAUCGCAGCCAUGGUUCGAAUGAACGUGCUCAGUUGCGCCCUUAAAUCAAUCAACAAUGCCGAAAAGAGAGGCAAGCGCCAGGUGCUAAUCAGGCCGUCCUCAAAGGUCAUCAUCAAGUUUCUCACAGUCAUGAUGAAGCAUGGCUACAUCGGAGAAUUUGAAAUCGUAGACGACCACAGAUCAGGCAAGAUCGUUGUUAAUCUGACCGGCAGACUGAACAAAUGUGGUGUCAUUUCACCCAGGUUUGACGUUCCAAUCAGACAUAUUGAAAAGUGGACAAAUAACCUCCUGCCAUCAAGACAGUUCGGUUAUGUUGUAUUGACAACUAGCGGCGGUAUUAUGGAUCACGAAGAGGCGAGGCGAAAACAUUUAGGAGGAAAGAUUCUCGGUUUCUUCUUCUAAGUUAUGUUUUACAUAAAAAACCAAUAAAAAAUCGUUUCUCAUAAA
Nilaparvata lugens (brown planthopper) is the source of this 710-nucleotide messenger RNA. RefSeq names its product 40S ribosomal protein S15Aa. The transcript is spliced from 4 exons. Gene Ontology annotation, cellular component: cytosolic small ribosomal subunit; ribosome. Lineage: Eukaryota; Metazoa; Arthropoda; Insecta; Hemiptera; Delphacidae. Gene Ontology annotation, molecular function: structural constituent of ribosome. Gene Ontology annotation, biological process: translation. Bases 273 to 665 code for a protein of 130 amino acids. The record is from RefSeq and is a predicted model, not a curated record.